This is a messenger RNA of Postia placenta MAD-698-R-SB12, 366 nucleotides long. RefSeq lists its product as hypothetical. Gene Ontology annotation, molecular function: structural constituent of ribosome. Bases 1 to 366 code for a protein of 121 amino acids. Gene Ontology annotation, biological process: mitochondrial translation. The transcript is spliced from 2 exons. The record is from RefSeq and is a predicted model, not a curated record. Lineage: Eukaryota; Fungi; Basidiomycota; Agaricomycetes; Polyporales; Adustoporiaceae. Gene Ontology annotation, cellular component: mitochondrial small ribosomal subunit; mitochondrion.
AUGUCAUCUGCGGUAGCGGCCGCCCUCAAAAAGCUCCUCCCGAAGCAGCUGCCACCAUCACUUUCGUCCCGGCCAGGAAACCUCUACGAGGUCUUGGCGCGCUACCCACAAGACGGCAUCGGGCAGAGGAUACACCAGACGCGAUGGACUGCGAAAGGGAUCUCAGAUUGCUACUGGGAGGUGACGAGGACCAAGCUGAAGCUUGAGGGGAUGCACGGGAAGGCUUGGGGCGUUCUGACCUGGCGAGGAAAGCGAGUGAGCGAGCAAGAAGAGAAAAUCCCGGGAGGGCUCAAGUACAGAUGGGCGCAGGGCGCAUCCCGAACACCGAUUGGACGAGUCUCGCCCUCGUCCUCUUCAUCAUCCUGA